This is a messenger RNA of Globicephala melas (long-finned pilot whale), 828 nucleotides long. RefSeq names its product TNF superfamily member 15 (gene TNFSF15). NCBI's taxonomy places the organism in Eukaryota, Metazoa, Chordata, Mammalia, Artiodactyla, Delphinidae. Gene Ontology annotation, cellular component: membrane. Gene Ontology annotation, biological process: immune response. Gene Ontology annotation, molecular function: tumor necrosis factor receptor binding. The record is from RefSeq and is a predicted model, not a curated record.
AUGGGGGGGUCUCUCUGCUCUGAAGGAGUUAGAGGCAACUCUAGGACCAUCAGGGGCAUGGCAGAGGAUCUAGGGCCGGGUUUUGGGGAAACAGUCAGUGUCGAAAUGCUGACCGAGGACGGAGGCUGCAGGCCCAAGGCCAGAGCUGGGCUAGCAUCCAGGAGCAACAGUGCACGCUGCGCUCUGACCUGCUGCCUCGUGUUGCUCCCUAUCCUGGCAGGACUCACCGCCUACCUGCUCGUUGGCCAGCUCCGGGCCCAAGGAGAGGCCUGUGUGUUUCAGACUCCAAAAGGACAGGAGCUUGGACCUUCAUAUCAGCGAUCUUACGCACCUCCUGGAGCCGGUGGGGAUAAGCCAAGGGCACACCUAACAGUUGUGAGACAAACUCCCACGCAGUCCUUGAAAAAUCAGUUCCCAGCUCUGCAUUGGGAACAUGAACUUGGCUUGGCCUUCACCAAGAACCGGAUGAACUACACCAACAAAUUUCUGGUGAUCCCAGAGUCAGGAGACUACUUUGUUUACUCCCAGGUCACAUUCCGAGGGACCACAUCCGAGUGUGGUGAAAUCAGCCAAGGGAGCCGACCAAACAAGCCAGACUCCAUCAUCGUGGUCAUCACCAAGGUAACGGACAGCUACCCUGAGCCGACCCAGCUCCUAAUGGGGACCAAGUCAGUGUGUGAAAUAGGCAGCAACUGGUUCCAACCCAUCUACCUAGGGGCCAUGUUCUUCCUGAAUGAAGGGGACAAGCUCAUGGUGAACGUCAGUGACAUCUCUUUGGUGGAUUACACAAAAGAAGAUAAAACCUUCUUCGGAGCCUUCUUGCUAUAG